UCCCUAAAAGAUGGGCCCAAAGUUUUUCCAUGCCACAUAAAGGAUUCUCUUUCUCACCAAGACGCCGAUUCGAGACCAGAUCAAAAGAUCUCGAGUUCAAUUCUUUUUAAUAAGAUAAGUAGAGCAGCAGAAGCAGGGGAAGGAAGUAGCAGAGUGGUGCAAGAACGAGGGAGGGAGAAUGCCAUUAUCCAAAGCCCCUCCAUUGGCUUCAGCCCUCCCGAUUGCUAGCCCUCCUCCUUCCUCUUCCAGAGAGUUUGUUCGGUGCACAAGUCUUUGGACGAAGGGGAGAAAGUCCACCGGGGUAGAUCUUAUACUAAGACGACCGGAGCCAAGUUCAGCAUCAAAGAAUGCGAGGAGCUCCGUCGAACUCGAUGCCCCAUUCCCAAGUGACUAUGACGAGUUACUCGAACAAGCUACAACAGCGACCGCAUUGGCUCUAAAGGACAACAAGCAAUUGAUGGAAAUUGAGUUUCCAACAUCUGGACUAGGCUCCGUACCAGGUGAUGGUGAAGGGGGAAUAGAAAUGACAGGAAGCAUGCAGUUGAUCCGUGAAUUUUGUGACCAGUUGGUAGAACCAGAGAAGAUUACACGAACAAGAAUCUUUUUUCCUGAGGCCAACGAAGUCAAGUUUGCGAGAAAAUCGGCCUUUGAAGGAGCUUCACUUAAGUUGGAUUACCUAACAAAACCAUCGUUUUUCGAAGACUUUGGUUUUGUUGAGAAAGUAAAAAUGACGGACCGGGUGAAGCCUGAAGAUGAGCUGUUCCUUGUUGCCUACCCAUACUUUAAUGUUAAUGAGAUGAUCGUGGUCGAGGAGCUCUAUAAGGAUGCUGUUGUGAAUACUGACCGGAAGCUUAUCAUAUUCAACGGGGAGCUUGACCGUAUAAGGUCGGGGUACUAUCCGUCGUUCUUUUAUCCGAAGCUGGCAGCACUCACAAAGACACUCUUCCCGAAGAUGGAGACGGUCUACUACAUUCACAAUUUUAAGGGAAUGAAAGGAGGGACUCUCUUCAGAUGCUAUCCUGGCCCUUGGAAAGUCCUUAGGAGGCUCGGCAAUAGAUACGUGACUCUGCAUCAGCAGGAAACGAUGCCAUCACUAAAAGAAGUUGCCCUGAAUAUUCUACCAUCAGCUUGAAGUUCCGGUGUGCACCUGAUUUGAAGUGUAGAGAAACUGACUUGACCAGAGUUUUUCUCGAGAACCAGCGCCUUGUCGGAGAAGUAAGUUUUUCGAUUUCCCACAAUUACGGUGCCUAAGUGCAAGGCCCAGAACAGUCUCUCAUGUACUGUGUGAUACUGAGCCCUCAUCCAUUAUACUUAUUGUAUAGCAUACCGUAAAAUAUCAGAGAGACCUUUGUCCUUAGAAGGUCAUCUUAUGUUCAGUCUUUCACCA
Molecule: messenger RNA, 1387 nt
Organism: Punica granatum (pomegranate)
Lineage: Eukaryota; Viridiplantae; Streptophyta; Magnoliopsida; Myrtales; Lythraceae
Source: RefSeq, a predicted model, not a curated record